AUGGCGGCGGCGGCUCCUUCGUCGGGUUACGCGGCUUGGGUGGCUCGGCUAGCCGAGCUGAAGAAGUUGCGGGGCAAGCAGCCCCGGGUGAGGCCUUACCGGCCCCUGGUGCUGGCCAACCAGGUCUCCAACCGGCGCCUGGGCCUCGGAGGUGGGUUUCCUCCACAGUCCCAGCUAGGGUUGUCCCCUCUCCUGUCUCCUAUUCCAAUGUAAAAUCCUACGUCCUGUAUUGAUACUACAGUUUUGUCCUGUAUUUCAGGUCUCUCUCUUUCUGCUAAGUUAGGGACCCUCUCCGAAUAGGUAAAAAAAGGUAAAGGACCCCUGGACGCUGUUAAAAACACGUGUUUGAAAGGGUGUGUGAAAGGUCAUGUAUUUCAUUGAAUAUUUACCAGAUAAAUUGUAAAGAUGAUUAUUGUAAUAACCUGCAGUUGUAUAAGAGUAUGCAGUAUACCUCAGGUUAAGUACUGAAUUCGUUCCGGAGGUCCAUACUUAACCUGAAACUGUUCUUAACCUGAAGCACCACUUUAGCUAAUGGGGCCUCCUGCUGCUGCUGCGCCGCUGGAGCACAAUUUCUGUUCUCAUCCUGAAGCAAAGUGCUUAACCUGAAGCACUAUUUCUGGAUUAGGAGAGUCUGUAACCUGAAGCGUAUGUAACCCGAAAUACCACUGUAUAUUUAAAGUAGAUGAAUAAAUGAGCAAAUUACCGUAUUUUUCGCUCCAUAGGACGCACUUUUCCCCCUCCAAAAAUGAAGGGGAAAUGUGUGUGCGUCCUAUGGAGCGAAUGCAGGCUUUCGCUGAAGCCUGGAGAGCCAGAGGCAUCGGUGCGCACCGACCCCUCUCGCUCUCCAGGCUUCAGGAAGCUAUCCGCAAGCCUUGCAAGCCCGGUGGGAGUUCCCGCGGGCUCACAAGGCUUGCAGGCAGCAGCCUGCAGCCCCGGCGAGUGUCCGCAAGCCUUGCGCGCCCGGCAGGAGGUCCCGCCGAGCGCGCGAGGCUUGGGGCAGCAGCCUGUCGCCCGAAGCACAGGGAGCCCUCCGGAGGGCUCCCCGUGCUUCCGGAGAGUGUCUGCAAGCCUUGCGUGCCCGGCAGGAGGUCCCGCCGAGCGCGCAAGGCUUCGGGCAGCAGCCUGUCGCCCGAAGCACGGGAGCCCUCCGGAGGGCUCCCGUGCUUCAGGCGAGUGUCUGCAAGCCUUGCGCGCCCGGCAGGAGGUCCCGCCGAGCGCGCAAGGCUUGGGGCUGCAGCCUGUCGCCCGAGCACGGGAGCCCUCCGGAGGGCUCCUGUGCUUCCGGAGAGUGUCUGCAAGCCUUGCGCGCCCGGCAGGAGGUCCCGCCGAGCGCGCAAGGCUUGGGGCUGCAGCCUGUCGCCCGAAGCACGGGGAGCCCUCCGGAGGGCUCCCCGUGCUUCGGCGAGUGUCUUCGAGCCUUGCGCGCCCGGCAGGAGGUCCCGCCGAGCGCGCAAGGCUUGGGGCUGCAGCCUGUCGCCCGAGCACGGGGAGCCCUCCGGAGGGCUCCCCGUGCUUCGGGCGAGUGUCUGCAAGCCUUGCGCGCCCGGCAGGAGGUCCCGCCGAGCGCGCGAGGCUUGGGGCGGCAGCGGCGGGGGGGGGUAAUUUUUUUUAUUCAUUUCCCCCCCCAAAAAACGAGGUGCGUCCUAUGGGCCGGUGCGUCCUAUAGAACGAAAAAUACGGUAAGUUAACUUGGAUAUGCAGGAGAUAUUAAAAAUAAAUUUAAGGAACCGCAGAAAGAGGGGGAAGGAAGUCAAGUUUUGAAAUGGUAAGAUGAUUGAAAAAUUAGUGAAAUGUAUAAACCUGAAAAGCAUAAAUAAAAUUUAAGAAAAAGAAAAAGAAAUGUCACGUAUUUGAGCUCUGGGUAGCCAAGCGCAGACAGAUUUGCAAAUUCAUGAGUGUGUGUGUGAGAGACAAAUGUCAAAGGGGCCAUCCUAUUAGGCUGCAAUAGUUUGUAAUGGAUUGCUCUGAAGUCACUUCUCACCCAGCCCUGCCCUGUAUUUUGCCAGAACAAAGGUGGCAACCAUAGACUCCCAACUCAGACUGCACCCUGCUCCACUCCAUGCGCAGCGGACCGCUGUGGCUACACCAACCUGGUUCAACAGUGUCCGUUAAUUCCAAGGUAUCUGCUGCUCUGGAUAUGAAGCCUAGAGUCGUAGGGAGUUGGAAGGGGUCCCAUAGGUCAUCUAAAACUUUUGCCCCAACCUGGGGCUUGAACCCACAACCCUUGAAGAUUAAGAGCCUUGGGCUCUACCGACUUUGCAGUACGGACAUUUAUUUCUUUGUCAUAUCAAUUUUUUUUGGCUGCAUUUCAAUCCCACUGUUCUCGGAUGUAUCACACAAACGUAUGUUCUAAAGACAGAGCUAGGGAUUGUUAGGUUUGUGAAGCCCUUGCUGCUCUGGGAAGGAGGGAAGGAGACUAUUUCAUACAAUCAUAUCGUGUAAUUGUAGAGUUGGGAGGGACAUCAUGGGUCAUCUAGUUCAACCCCCUUGCAAUGCAGAAAUCUUUUGCCCAAAGUGGGGCUCAAAUAUACAAACCUGAGAUUAAAGAGGCUCACUCUCUGCAGUGCCAGCUGAGCUGGAAUUAGGAUUGUGAAGCCCCUUUUCCCCUAUGAGGAAGGGAUAAUAUUUCAUACAAUUAUAUCCUUUAUUUGUAGAGCAAUAGGGACCCUGAGGGUCAUCUAGCUUGACAUCCUGUGAGGGGAAACUGCCUACAUAAAUCUGGCGCUGCAUGCGAUUCCCAGUCCAAUUUUGAAGCCAUACCAGACCCUGCUUAGCUUUGCAAAUGUGCUAACAGUUGUAUUGUUGUGCUGCUUGGAGUAGCAAUGUGACUGGUGCUAAACUUCACACCAGCACCCAUACCCUGAUUUGAUUCACUGUAUUUCUUUGUCACUUUUAGUUAAAGUGAAUCUCAAAGCACUGCGAACCACACCCACACCCUGUGAAGGAAAGGGUUGCAGCGUCUGGGGUUUCUCAGCUUAGAGAAAAGGCAAGCAACAGAAGGGCAGCAUGAGGAAAGUUUAUAAAACUGCUUGGGCCAUGGAGAAAGCAGACAGAGGAAAAGCCUCCCUCUCUCUCAAAUGAAACACUUGUUUUAUAUUAUUUUUAAAUUUUCCCUUUACCUGAGAAUCACAGGGUAGUUUUGCAAUAUUGAAAAACCCCAUGAAAGUGUAUAACAUAGUAAAUGAAAUAAUAACGUCCCUGAAGCUGACUCUUGCGCUGGGGUGUUGGUUAGUGUUUUUGGGGGGUGGGCGGGGAAGUUGUUGCUGUUAUUGAUAUUAAUUUCUGGUAUCUUUAUUUUUGGUCUUGUGAUUAUUUAUGUGGAAAUUGUUUGGUUUGGUUGUGUACUUUUUGAAGUUUUAUUUGUUGUUUGUGACUACUUUUGCUAUGUAAGUCUGUGGUGCAAUGGAUCGGUGCGUCUGGCUGUUAACCAGAAUGCUAAUGUGGACCUGACGUGAAACAAUCAGUGUUGCAAGGACAUGUUUUUGAUAGUUUCCACAGCAGAACCACACUGCAGCUUGCACACAGAUAUACACACCAAUAUUUAAACAAAGACACUCGUCAUGAAUCAGCUACGGUCUGUCCCUAGCUGGGUGAGGAACCACAUGCAUAAAUACAUUUUUUCAUAUAUAAACCAUUCCUUAUACCUGCUAUUGGAUUGAUGCAUGUAAAAAGGGAGUUUCAAAUGAACACCCUGGGUUUUUUUGGGGGGAGGAGUGCUGAUUGGUCCAGGAUCCCCACAGAAAGAAUACAUCUGUAUGUGCAGAGCACAUGUGAGGGCAGCUGUCAGAUGCAACCUUGUCCACAGGUGAAGGAUGUUCUUGUUAACAUCCCUAAACUGAUAGAAAUGCAGAAAUUGUACAAAUCAGCUAUUUGGGAGGGGGUGUUUCACAGGCAAGGAGGAAGUGAUCAUCGUGAUUAAUGUUUUUCUAAUAUGCUUCUAUGCUGUGUGCAUGCUUUAUUUGGAUUGGCGUUAUCAUUGCUGCGCUUUUGAGAACAGAGCUCUUGGGGUGUUAAGUUCUACAUAUGCAACCUGAGGCAAAUUGCUUAGUGAUCUGUUUCUCUUAUGAACAGAGCCUUUGAGUAUGUAUACUCAAGCUCUACUGACUUCUAUGGGAGUUAUUCCCAAGUAAGUUUCAUAAGACUGCAGCUUAAAGUUCUUCAUUCACACUGAAAACAUGUUUUGAUGCUCAUAUGUUGUUAACUGAAACUGGCUGCUAAUUUGCAGGGAUACUUUUAUCGCCUCCUUGGUCAUUGUCACACAUGCAUGCAAAUUCAUGGGGCGGGGUGUGUGUGUGUUUGCCUACAUUCAGCUGAAUAUGAAUGUUUGGUCGAAUCAUUUUGCUUCAUAGUGCCCUAGAGGCUACCAGACUUCGUCUGUGGCAAAUGGCCAGAGGGAAUAAAUUCCACAACUGGAACACUGUAAAACAUGCUAAUUGUUCCCUCAGUAUUUAUAAAAGUAAAGUAAGGGAGAAAACCAUGUGUUGUAUGUAGGAAAUAUUCUUUCUGGUUGGCAGGGAAAAAUGGGUUGUUACUUUGUGAUCAGGACUCUAUUUUCUUCAAUUCAGCCUGCAUAAAAUUUCAUAGACAAUCCAAGAACUGGUACAGGCUUCUGAGAUCCUUGCUUUUUAAUUACAAAAAGUGAAACCUAAUCCUUAAAAACUUACGUUAUAUUACAUUUGUUAGCCUUUCAAAGAUUUCAUAUGGCCUUGGUUUAAAAUACAGUUUUUGCCAAAACUUCUGCUGUUAAGUGUUCUAGAGUUUGUAACUUGUUCAUCUCUAAUGUCCUCGUGUUGUAUUCCCUCCCCUGCUGUUCACCAUUUAUACGUGCAUUUUCCUUCACACAGUUCCUUCUGGAAAAAGAAAUUCAAAAUUCAUGAGAAAUGCAAACACCGAGUCCCUAAUUGAGUUACAUUAUGAAACCUAAGCAUGCUUAAAUUAAAUUUUUAUUCAUUUUGAACUCAGAAUUUGCCUUUCCUUUGUGCAGAACUUCAGUUUUUGAUGUUUCUUGUGCAGAAAAGAACAGUGCUACUAUGGUCACUUAGUUCAGUUGUUAUGCCAAACCGUGGUUUCCACUAACCAUACACUAAAACCCAAAUCAUAGUAUGGGCUUCCAAGCAAAUGAUAGGUAAACUGUGGUUUAGAUGCUUGUCUGUUUUCUCUGUUUGGUCACCCAUCUUAUCUUUAGUUGCAGUGUCUUUGGUGGAACAACAGUCAUAACUAUGGUUUAUUAAUUCAGACGUCACGCCAAACCAUAGUUAGCACAAAUAUUAGAUUUGCGAACAAUGUUUUUAAAUUCUGGUUGCUGGCUCAUUAGCUAACCAUAUUUUUGUCCAGUCAAAAUAUCAAACCAAACUUUCCUCAAACUUCCUUACCCAUGAUCUAGCAUGAUGUCUGAAUUGAACCGCUGACAACAUAUGAAGCUUUGAGAAGAGGCAGGCAGACUGAUAAAACCAUUGCCCUCAUCCUUGUGGCUUCCUUGCAUAUGAAAAGUACAGUCAAACCUCGGUUGUUGAAUGUAAUCCGUUCCGGAAGCCCAUUUGGCUUCUGAAAUGUUCGACAACCGAGGAGCGGCUUCCGAUUGGUUGCAGGAGCUUCCUACACUCAGCGGAAGCUGCAUUGGACGCUCAGCUUCCGAAUUUUUUUUGAAAACCGGAGCAUUUACUUCUGGGUUUUCGGCGUUUGGGAGCCAAAAUGUUCCAAAACAGAGGCGUUCAGUAUCUGAGGUUUGACUGUAUUCAAUUAGUAACUAGAAGUGAAAUUCCCAAUUCCAAUGGAGGCGUGUGUUUUCUUGGAUUAAGGAUACAAUAGAAAACAGUGUGAAGAAUCUGCUUACUUUUACCGUCUUCAGUGUUUCAUAUGGUAUUCAUGCAAUAGAGUUGUCACUGUUAUAAAAUGCUCCCGAGUAACGGCAGUUUCCUUUCUUUUCCAGAGGCAACAUGCAUCACAGAGAUGUCAUUAAUGAUGGCCUGUUGGAAGCAGAAUGAGUUCAGUGAUGUAACUUGCGCCCAAGAGAUCCAGACAUUCUUCAACUGCGCUGCAAAGGCAGAAGUAAUUAUGUCCCAAUUUAUCCUCUAGUCAAGCUGCAGGAAAUUAGUUUCCAUACAUAAUUUGAGCAUGUAAUACCACCGAGGGCCUUCUGGCGGUUCCCUCAUUGUGAGAAGCAAAGCUACAGGGAACCAGGCAGAGGGCCUUCUCGGUGGUGGCGCCCGCCCUGUGGAAUGCCCUCCCACCAGAUGUCAAAGCGAUAAAUAACUACCUGACAUUUAGAAGACAUCUUAAGGCAGCCCUGUUCAGGGAAGUUUUUAAUCUGUGAUAUUUUACUGUAUUUUUGGUUUCUAUGGAAGCCGCCCAGAGUGACUGGGGAAACCCAGCCAGAUGGGCGGGGUACAAAUAAAAAAUUAUUAUUAUUAUUAUUACAAAUCUCCAUCAUUGUGUUUGUAUUAUCCUGAGAGGCAGGUCCUUACAUUUUAAUUGCUUACUGCUGAAUGUUAACCUGAAUGUGUGAAACUGGCAACAGUGGUGGUUUAGCAAAUGGUAAGCAUAUUUGCCCAAGACAGUAUAAUGCGAAGGUGCAGCCCAGAUAAUACAGCUUUAAAAAGAUAUGGUGUGCUGGUUAAUGAUGCAAGUAGAUUGAAUAUGUGAACUUGCCAUUAGGACCCAUGCAUGGAGAUUAUAGGUCCAUCUCAUACCAGGUGUCAUUGAAACUAAUGAAAUCGCUACAAAACUAAUGAGGUUAAGGCAUUGGUUACAUCAGGUGAUAUGCUAUUGUGUGGCUGCAUAUUUAUAAAAUACCGGUGUGUGGCAGAUGGAAUUGCUUCUGCAAUUGUUGAAACAUCUAUUUCCUAUGGCAUCUGUGGUUUCAUAUCUGUUUGUUUAUUACUAUUUUUUAAGUUCUCAUCCUGCUUUUUAAACACAAGUUUCAGAGUAGUUCAUAGCAAAAAUGUCUAAAACAAUAAGAAUAUAUAUAAUUGAAACAGAAACAACCAAACAUAAAAAAUACAUAAAAAAGAGCAGCUGUUUUUAUUAGCAACUUUUUUCUGUUUUAUAUUUCUUUGGUUCUUGACUUAUCGUGGACAGUUUUGAGUUUCAGGUUGCUGGAAAAAUCGGUUAUAGAAAUUGCAAAUAGCUGGUGCAUUUACUGUUGUUCUCAAUGGUGUGUUUUUUUGUAAUAACGUAUAUUUUAAAUUUAAGUGAUGGCCUGGUUUUGUUAGCUUUUAAUGAGGAAAAUCAGGGUAUAGAUAUGUUAAACAAGAUGUACUAUGUACAAUCCAAUUUGGAAGGAGAGAAACCUCCACUGUAUAGCAGAGGAAUAUGGCCUUGUGUGUUAAUGGACAACAGCAAGGAAUGCUUGUUUCAGGUAAGCUUUAGAAAUGUAAAAAUCCCAUGAGAGUUCUUUUUAUAAACAAAUAUCAGUGUGUUCCCCAGUUUAUAACUUUAUGAUAUCUGGGGUGCUUCUGCUGUGCACUCCAUGCCUGAAAGUGAGAUUGAUCAAGUAUUUGACUUCUCAACCAAUCCAACCAGUAAAAUAAAGGCUAAGCAUGUAAAUUUAGAAUCCUGUACACAGUUCCUGGGGUUAGUACUUUUCAAUUUGUUUGGGCAUAUUCCUGAGUUGAUAAGCAUGGGAUUGUGCCAUUUUGUAUGACUGUAAGAGAGAGAGAGAGAGAGAGAGAGAGAGAGAGAGGGACUUAAAGCUAUCACUGCUAUACCACUAUAAAUUCAUGUAAACAAUAUUCAGGAAAUUGACCAGUUCUUCUUGAUUUUUUCUACAACACCUGACUCACAGUCAUUUAAAGAAAAAAAUAUUCAAGACAAGUUGUUUUUAAAUGUGGUUAUAGCUGUACAUCAGGGCAAGAAUUGCCUUCCCUUAAAUUAAACAGGGAGCACAGUGAUACCUCGGGUUACAAAUGCUUCAGGUUACAGACUCCGCUAACCCAGAAGUAGUACCUUGGGUUAAGAACUUUGCUUCAGGACGAGAACAGAAAUCGUGCUCCGGCGGUGCAGCGGCAGCAGGAGGCCCCAUUAGCUAAAGUGGUGCUUCAGGUUAAGAACAGUUUCAGGUUGAGAAUGGACCUCCUGAACUAAUUAAGUUCUUAACCAGAGGUGCCACUGUAAAGGACUCUUAUUCCUGCCUUUGCUAUGAAGCAAUGAUGCAGUUUUCAGAAGUAGGCCACCACCUACACAAGGGCAUUUUUUACUUUGUGGAAUAUUUGGCUGCAGGCUUAUAAUAGUGGACCUGUAUCUCAACCUUGUUAAAACGUGUAAUGAGACAGAUUAAGUUCUGUUUCCAUCUUGCAUGUAAUAAUCAUUCCCAUUGUGCAGGGGUGACUUUUGAGUGCACCCCACUGUGUUAUUAAACCAUAAAUUGCAAGUAACUGUGAGGGCAUGUGCCAAUGGAAACAAGCUUUAAGAAAGAAGAGGAUUCCCAGGGACCAUGGACCACAAAACAGAAAGUGUACCUGCCAGUGUUUUUCUUAGGGUUCAAGGCCUACAGUCAAUCGAAUUGCUUCAAAUCACAAGUGUUUUGAUAUAAUACACAUACUCUAUAGUUACUUUGCCAAGGCUUCUGUUUUGUGAGUUACACUUAUUCUUAGAAAAAUAUGAUCCUCCCUUGUUGCUGCACAAGCCACUCAUAUCAACAGGAAACUGACUAGACACAAAAUGUGACCAAGUACAUUCAAAUAACGUCUUAAGGAUAUAUUGUCCUCCUAUUCCUAGGAAUUGAUAGUAAAAAGUCCAGCUCCUCUUCCUUGACUGUAAUAUUUAUCAUUUCACUGUUUCAAAUAAAUUGAGUUACCACUGGCUUCUGAAUGCAGCUCUCUCUGAUUGUCCAGAGGUUGAUGCUUGCAACAUUGGGAAUAUUGGUGGGAUUUGUGCGUCAGUUUAAUAAAUAUAGGAAAUUGUUUCUGUUCUUUUCAGGCAGAACGCAAGCAAAAUCUUCGACAAGAAUCUCUGGGCCAGUCGGGGAAACUUGGUUCAAAACAAAUCAACAAAUUACUGAAAAGGUUUCCAAAUAUCACAUACAAUUAUUGA
This is a messenger RNA of Podarcis lilfordi (Lilford's wall lizard), 9030 nucleotides long. The record is from the annotation of a GenBank genome assembly. NCBI's taxonomy places the organism in Eukaryota, Metazoa, Chordata, Lepidosauria, Squamata, Lacertidae.